AUGAUCUGCCCUGGCAAAGAAGGAAAAGCCAAAAAAGUAGUUGACAAUGAGUUCUGGGCUGGAGGCAUGGAGUUGCACUUAGGUGAAUGUGUCCCUGGUAGGAAGAUUUCUAUAUGCAUUGGAAUCCUGGGAAAUUCCUUCCUCCUUUGUCUUUAUAACUUUAUUCUGCUCACUGGACACCAAGUGAGACCCACAGACUUGAUUCUCAACCAGCUGGUCUUCGCCAACUCCUUGGUGCUCUUCUCCAAAGGGAUCCCCCAGACAAUGGCAUCUUUUGGACAGAAAUAUUUCCUGGAUGAUGCUGCCUGUAAAGUUGUCUUUUAUCUUCACAGAGUGGGCAGGGGGGUUUCCCUCAGCACCACCUGCCUCCUGAGUGUCUUCCAGACUGUUAAGCUUUCUUCCAAUUAUUAUGCAAGGUUGGAGAUCAGAAUGAGAUCCCCAAAGUGCAUUGGUUUCUGUUGUUUCCUUAUAUGGAUCCUGCAUCUUCCAUUAAACACAGUAGUUCCUUUGAAUGUGACUCAGUCACUAAAUGGCAAAAAUAUAAGUUUGAUGAGCAGAAAUUUUGGCUACUGCUCUGCCUCCAUUUCUGAUAAAUUUAUAGGUGGACUAUAUUCACUCAUAUUCUCUUUCUUUGAUGCAAUAAGUUUGGGCCUCAUGGCCUGGGCUAGUGGCUCCAUGGUCUUUAUCCUACAAAGGCAUAAGCAGCGAGUCCAAUACAUCCACAGCAGCAGCCUCUCCAAGCCCCGACGUUCCCACGAAGCCAGAGCCACAAGCACCAUCCUGAUCCUGGUGAGCUCCUUUAUUUUAUUUUACUCAGUCUCUUCCAUUUUGACUGUCUGUCUUUCUUUGAUGGAUCAUGGCCAGUGGCUGGUGCUCACCUCUUUGCUUGUGACUUCAUGUUUUCCAACAUUCAAAUGGAGAAGGGACUGUGAGAUAGAGGCAGGAGGUGGAAGGAAGAUCGAGGUGGAGGCUACUACCAUAGGUCAGGGCACUGUGACCUUUGAAGACAUGGAUGUGUACCUCUUGUGGGAGGAGUGGAGUCUCCUUGAUGAGCCUCAGACACCUGUACCACAGUCUGAUGCUGGAGAACUUGGCCCUUAUUUCCUCCCCG
Molecule: messenger RNA, 1111 nt
Organism: Galeopterus variegatus (Sunda flying lemur)
Lineage: Eukaryota; Metazoa; Chordata; Mammalia; Dermoptera; Cynocephalidae
Product: vomeronasal type-1 receptor 1-like
Exons: 4
Biological process (GO): regulation of DNA-templated transcription; G protein-coupled receptor signaling pathway
Cellular component (GO): membrane
Molecular function (GO): pheromone receptor activity
Source: RefSeq, a predicted model, not a curated record